AUGUGCAGUGACGUCACCGAGGUGAAAACAAAAACAACUUUGGUCUUGCUACAUCUGCCUCAGUGUUUUUUUUAUUAGGGUCCGUGAUUUUUUUCAGGAAACCGUGUUGUUCCAGAAAGUCUCGCAUUACAUGAUAAUACUUGAGUUUACCUGUGACGUUUCGGUUAUCAGCCAUGGCUCAGCAGAGAGGAGUAAACAGCCUACAGUUCAACCAGGACCAGAGUUGUUUCUGUUGUGCGAUGGAGACAGGAGUAAGAAUUUAUAAUGUGGAGCCCCUUAUGGAAAAGGGUCAUCUGGAUCAUGAACAGGUGGGAAGUGUUGCCUUGUGUUCCAUGCUGCAUCGCUCCAACUUACUGGCAAUAGUAGGAGGAGGAGUCAGUCCAAAAUUCUCUGAAAUAUCAGUUCUUAUUUGGGAUGAUGCCAGAGAAUCACGUGAUCCUAAAGACAAGCUUGUGCUGGAGUUUACCUUCACUAAACCUGUAUUAGCUGUUCGGAUGAGGCAUGACAAGAUUAUUAUUGUACUGAAAAACAGGAUAUAUGUGUACACAUUUCCAGACAAUCCAGUCAAGCUUUUUGAGUUCGACACCAGAGAUAAUCCUAAAGGUUUGUGUGACUUGUGUCCUAGUCCAGAGAAACAGCUUUUGGUUUUUCCUGGACACAAAUGUGGCAGUCUACAGUUAGUUGAUCUGUCCAACACAAAGCCUGGGACAUCGUCUGCUCCAUUCACAAUAAAUGCACACCAAAGUGAAAUUGCUUGUGUUGCACUGAAUCAACCAGGAAGUGUGGCAGCAUCAGCAUCCCGCAAAGGAACCCUAAUCCGUCUCUUUGAUACAACGACUAGAGACAAACUUGUAGAGCUGCGCAGAGGAACUGACCCGGCUACUCUCUACUGCAUCAAUUUCAGCCAUGACUCUUCAUUUCUGUGUGCCUCGAGUGACAAAGGAACAGUGCACAUCUUUGCUCUUAAAGACACCAAACUUAAUAGACGUUCCGCGUUAGCACGGGUUGGAAAGGUAGGCCCUGUCAUUGGUCAGUAUGUAGACAGUCAGUGGUCAUUGGCCAGCUUUACUGUGCCAGCCGAAUGCGCCUGUAUUUGUGCCUUUGGGAAAAACACAUCAAAGAAUGUGAACUCUGUCAUAGCUAUUUGUGUUGAUGGCACCUUCCACAAGUAUGUUUUCACUCCCGAUGGAAACUGUAAUCGAGAAGCCUUUGAUGUUUACCUUGAUAUAUGUGAUGAUGAUGAUUUCUAAGCUUUAUUGAAAAGAGAUUGUUGCCUGUCUAUUCAUUGUGUAUUAUGCUGUUGUAACCUGUCAUGUUGAUCAUCAUGUAUAUUACGUUGUGUAUAAAUGCAUCAUUGCCAGCUGUUGUGUAUAUUGUAACUUAUCAGGAGCACACAAAAAAAUAUAACCUUGAAUGCACAAUAAGAGUGCAUCAUUAGAAAUUACCCAUAAAAAAAAUCCAAAUUUAGUUUUAGUGUAGUUUAUAAAUAAAGUUAAUCUUAAGGCAAAGUUUAAAAGUUGGUGGGAAAUGACUCACUUUUACUGAAAAGUUACAAAAGUUAAGACUUAAGAUGCUUAUGUUUUGGCUGUCUACAAAAAUGAGGCCAGGUCUCUCUUCAGCUAAUCCAUAAUCCCUAAACUCACAAAAAGCCACAGCGUGAGAAAUUUGUAGUCAGUGUUGAAGGUCCAGCACAGUAAUAUCCACACAGCAACAAAAUGCUGGCCUUGGCUUUGAGCAUGUCAUACUUAGCAUACUUAACUCAUCAUGAUUCUGACGAUCCCCUUUGCAACUGUAGUAAUCUGUGUAUCAAGUCCUCAGGCAAAUCAGAAAACAACCUUUUCUGUUUUGUGGCUGGAGCUGCUACUAUAUGCUGUGUACUACUGGCAGCAGCAAUGUGGAUGAACAGGAUUGCCUAAUGAAACUAGAGUAGCAUACACUAGAUCCAAUAUUAAACUAGCAACCCAGUCAUACUGUCCAUUAAUCAUAAUGCAAUGUGUUUUUGCCACACAGGAACAAAUGAUUUAAGACUAAAAAUAUGCUGCAUUUAUAUAACUAUAAACUGAAAACUCAAACAAGUUGGCUAUAGUCCUCUUCAC
Periophthalmus magnuspinnatus is the source of this 2096-nucleotide messenger RNA. RefSeq names its product WD repeat domain 45 (gene wdr45). Gene Ontology annotation, molecular function: protein binding; phosphatidylinositol-3-phosphate binding; phosphatidylinositol-3,5-bisphosphate binding. NCBI's taxonomy places the organism in Eukaryota, Metazoa, Chordata, Actinopteri, Gobiiformes, Gobiidae. Gene Ontology annotation, biological process: protein lipidation; protein localization to phagophore assembly site; nucleophagy. The record is from RefSeq and is a predicted model, not a curated record. The transcript is spliced from 11 exons. Bases 174 to 1250 code for a protein of 358 amino acids. Gene Ontology annotation, cellular component: extrinsic component of membrane; cytosol; phagophore assembly site membrane.